UGCAGGGGGCCGGGGGCCGGCCGGCGCCGGGGGGCUCUGCCCGCGCUCUCUGAGCGGGCCUCUGCCCGCAGGCCCCGGGCUCAGCUAGGGCCCCGCGCCCGGCGGACUGGCGCUGAGCGGCCCCGGGGCGGGGGUCCCCCGGGCGGGCGGCCAUGGCCACCCGGCGUCUAACCGACGCGUUCUUGUUGUUGCGGAACAACGCGGUGCAGAGCCGGCAGCUGCUGGCCGAGCAAGUGAGUAGUUACGGCUCCUCCAGCCCUCUGAAUUCACGUAGCAUGGCUGCUGCGGAGCUGGAUGAGCUUGCUGAUGAUCGUAUGGCCCUGGUGUCAGGAAUAAGUUUAGAUCCCGAAGCAGCAAUUGGUGUAACAAAACGCUUACCUCCCAAGUGGGUUGAUGGAGCAGAUGAAAUUCAGUAUGAUAUUGCCAGGGUGAAACAGAAGAUGAAAGAAUUAGCCAGUCUUCAUGAUAAACAUCUGAACAGACCAACACUAGAUGACAGCAGUGAAGAAGAACGUGCAAUAGAAAUAACAACCCAAGAGAUCACACAGUUAUUUCACAGAUGUCAGAGAGCAGUCCAGGUCUUGCAGAGCAGGUCACGAACUUGUACAGAACAAGAAGCACGUGUUCUCAGGAAUGUAGUGUCUUCCUUAGCGCAGUCCCUUCAGGAGCUAUCCACCAACUUCAGGCAUGCACAGUCUGACUAUCUCAAACGCAUGAAGAGUAGAGAAGAAAGAUCCAAACACUUCUUUGACACCUCAGUCCCACUGAUGGAUGAUGGGGAGGAUGAUACACUUUAUGACAGAGGUUUUACAGAUGACCAGCUAGCAUUGGUGGAGCAAAACACAUUGCUGGUGGAAGAGCGGGAACGAGAAAUCCGUCAGAUUGUACAGUCAAUCUCUGAUCUCAAUGAAAUAUUUAGGGACCUGGGAGCAAUGAUAGUAGAACAGGGAACAGUUCUAGAUAGAAUUGACUACAAUGUGGAACAGUCGUGUAUUAAAACUGAAGAGGGUUUAAAACAACUACACAAGGCAGAGCAAUAUCAAAAGAAGAAUCGGAAGAUGCUUGUUAUUCUAAUUUUGUUUGUUAUAGUAAUUGUCCUCAUUGUUGUUCUUAUUGGUGUAAAGUCACACUAGGUUUCACUUAAUUUUCUUAUUUUUGGAGUUUACGUGAACUUUUUUCCCCAAUGUGAAUGGAUGGACCUGCACUCAAGAAAGCUGCCUUUGAAUGUAUACGCCCUCGUGGUACAAAGUCUGUGCAAUGCUUCUGUAGGAUUCCUCAAAGUUCAAGUUUGGUGAUUGGUGAGGUGUUGAUAAAGAGUAGACGGAGAACAUCAGGAAAUUUGAUGCUCUCGAAUCAUUUGGUUCCUUGUCCAGCGGUGUUUGGAAACACGUUGCUUAAAUAACUACAGAACUGUAAUUUAUUAGUGAGUUCUGUAAUUAGUUUGUUACAGUGAGAAAGAAUAUGUUGUCUUCUGUACUGCCACAGUUUUUAAGGCUUCAAAUUUAAACCAUGUUCCUGAGUCAUAGGACUAGAGCUGAGGCACAAGGCACGAAAGUGUCUGACUUCAUUUCUUCAGACUCGAAAAUUCAGAGGAAAUGGAGAUGAAUAAGAUAGUUUUUAACAGGCAGAGCCUAAUUCCAUCCCUGUGAUCUUAAUUUAGAUAUUGCAUCAUUACUAAGAAUCAAAAUAGUAUAUGAUCCUGUAACUAACAAGAUUUAAUCACUGGUGUAAUUUAACACAUUUAACUAAUUAAAUUUUUUUUGAGCUUGAGCAAUCAUGAGAACAUUUUUUUUUCUUUUUACCAGAAAGAUCAUGCAUAUUUAUGUCCUUAAAAAAAAAAAAAAAAAAAAAGUACUGCCAGUACAUCAAAGCGGUGAAGAAGUUAAAUCUGAAAAAUAGAGAUUUCCCUUUUGGCUUUCUACACAGUGUGACCUGCUGUGGGGGCUCUUGGCUCUUAGCUGUUUUCUAAGCUGUUUGUUUUACAGUGCUUCUGUCCACAUGUGGUCUUAUCUAUGUAACUUUACUGCAAUAUGUAUUAGAUCCAUUUUCCCAUAGCUAUUUUUUUCAAAUGCCUGCCUAGGAAAGGGUGCGUUUUGGUUCUCCUACUGACCAUGAUGCCAUGCAAGUGAUGUGUCCUAGAAGGCCUUCAGUGGAAAAUUACCUGUUUAUUUUUUAAAAAAAAUUCUUGCAAUGGAAAACUUUGCUGUAGGCCAUAAGAGAUGAAUUAGAGAAACAUCUAUGUAAUAGAGGAUUCAUAUUUCAAUCCAGGUCUGAAGUAGUGUGCAAUUGUAGAGGCCUUGCCUUAAUAUUUUUAAUAUGGCUCUUCUGUAUGGACUUUUCCCCCAAAGACUGUAACUUAAUUUCCUCCAUUUCUGACUGAUGCAAUGCUCCCCAUAAACUUGCAGAGGUGUUCUGCUCAAAUGCCCUGAAGUGCAGUUUUGUAAUAUGUGCUAUGAUUUUAAUGUUGCACCUGCUCUGAACUUGUGUUUACAAUGUACUGAGGAGGUCCUAAGAUGUGGGUUUAAACAGACUCGAUGCAGGAACAGACCUGAAAGAAAAGACUACAAAAACAUGUCAGCUGUGGCUUAUUGCGGAGAGAUUUGUACCACUGUGUUACCUCCAGACAAACGGGAUGUUGAACUUCCAAAGCUGCCAGUUCAAGCCCUUGUUGAAAUUCACACAGUAGAUCAGUGAAAGUAUGCUUUUAGUUGGGUGUGCAGUCCCCCUGUUCUGGUAAUAGAUCUUUUCAAUGAUCGUGAGUAAAACUACUGUCUCCCUAGUGUGCUGGCUACAUCAGUUGGUGUGAAGCAGCAUAUUGCUAUAAUUUAAUAUACUGUAUUUGCAACUUUCUAACAUGAGAACGUGUUAUUUAUUUCUGUCUUGACUGGUGCUUUUGACAUUUUAUCACAGCUAAAGGAUUCAAAGAAGUAAUAAAACACUUCCAACCUAAUUGGUCAGUUCCUUUUUCUUAAAAUAGUGUAAGCUGAAGCAAAUACUUGUGAUGUUAAUGUCUCCAUAUAUUCUUCAGAAUUAAAUAAAAGCAGCAGUGACAUGAAA
Molecule: messenger RNA, 3057 nt
Organism: Phasianus colchicus (ring-necked pheasant)
Lineage: Eukaryota; Metazoa; Chordata; Aves; Galliformes; Phasianidae
Gene: STX16
Product: syntaxin 16
Biological process (GO): vesicle fusion; intracellular protein transport; vesicle-mediated transport
Cellular component (GO): endomembrane system; membrane; SNARE complex
Molecular function (GO): SNAP receptor activity; SNARE binding
Source: RefSeq, a predicted model, not a curated record